This is a messenger RNA of Trichogramma pretiosum, 1661 nucleotides long. RefSeq lists its product as uncharacterized. NCBI's taxonomy places the organism in Eukaryota, Metazoa, Arthropoda, Insecta, Hymenoptera, Trichogrammatidae. Bases 133 to 1164 code for a protein of 343 amino acids. The record is from RefSeq and is a predicted model, not a curated record. The transcript is spliced from 5 exons.
ACCAACGAACGUGUAAACACCGACGAAAAAUAAGUCUAAGCGUGAAUAAUUUUGGCAACAUAAAUUUCUUGAUAUUUAUAAUUUUAAUAAUUUUUAUUUCUUAUAAUUUACAUUAAAGCAUUCUUCAUUAAAAUGUGCGAUGAGAGACAUAAGAUAUUAUAUCAAAAUCCCAUUGAUCCGUUCUAUCAAUAUGCAAUUACCAAAAUGAUCUACUCAAAACCAGAUGAUCGUUCCUUCUUCGACGAGAUCUUCGAACUUUGUUUUCGCGGCCAUUCUUGUCUCAGACAUAAAAUUGACCUUGCCAUGGCUACCGGUUCAAAGAACGUGAUUAAGUGCUCUUACAACAAAGUUACUAAGCGGUGUGAAAUUUCAUUUAACAAUCAAUUAAAACGUUCAUUUACGUCGAAAAGUUAUUUUUGGGUUUAUGUACAUCAACUUAUUCAUGCAUAUUUGUACUUGAGCAGCUCAUGUUCCCACGACAUUGAUGAAGCAAGUGACCAUGGAAAUAAAUUUGAUUUUCACAUAAAUAGAAUUCGUUAUAUUUUUGAUAGGAUCCGUGUAUUUGGAAUUCAGAAAUAUAAUUUUGUGUAUAUGAGUUAUGCACGUGUAAUGAGUCACUAUGAUUAUUGUGAAUUAAGCCUGCGACAAAGAACACUUGGCUAUAGGCAGACGUUGCAGAGUAACAUCAACAGUACAGCGACUUCACAAAAAAAAUCAUUAGUUCCUACCAAUAAAAAUAAACCUGUCAGCUCAUCUAAUACUGCGGCCAAAGUUUCAAAUAAGACAGCACCGACGAAUGUGCAAUCGACAAACAGAAAAAUUGUUACCAGUAACCCUAAGACUCCAUCGACUUCACAAAAAAAAUCAUCAGUGCCUACCAAUAAAAAAAAUACUGUCAAUGUUCCAAAUAAGACAGCGCCGAGAAAUGUGCAGUCGAUGAAUAAAAGCAUUACGACAAAAAAACCGUUGCAAGUCAACACCAAUACUGUAUCGACUGUAGUAAAAAAAUCAUCAGUGCCUACCAUUGAAAAUAAUACUGUCGGCUUAUCCAGAAUUUCAGACAUUUUUCCGAUUACGACGACACUGACAAAUAAUCAAGGAGAUAAAAUUGUGAGCAUAGCAGCCACUAAGCAAAGCACUGUUAUAGUCAUACAUAAUGAUUAAAUUCACGCCUUAUAUUUGACAAAAAAAUCAUUAAAAAUGUAUUUCGCAUGGAAUUUAGCGUUUAGAAAGAUUUAUCGUUUAGUACAUUAAUUUGUAGUGUUCUUAAACAUUUACAUUGUACUCGAUAAUAAUUACGUAUUCAGCUCUCUUUUGAAAAUUCUUUGUUAUUUUUUACAUUAUUAUUUGUUUCAAGUUUUUUUCGUUACAAUAAAGAAUUUUAAUUGCAAUUAAAAAUUUCAUAUUCAAUUGAUCUUCUAUCUUUAAUCUUAACUCGUACUUAUGUUCAUUUCAAGUUAUUCAGCUUGCGUCUUCAUUUCUAUUAGUGAGUUAAAUUUUUAAUUAGCAACCAAUAAAAUACCAAUAAUCAAUAAUAUUUCAAAUGUUAUUAAACUGAAGUGCUGGAAUAUACUCUUUCAAUCUAAGAAAUAGAAAGUGUAUCCUUUUAUUGAAAGUCCUUUGAUGACAUUGAGACCAAUAAAGCAUAUUCUUAAACUCUA